GCUCAGGUUGAAACUACAUAGAAGUUUCUAAGCAGAGCUCGGUCAUAACUUGCCAUUGCGUUGGGUUUCUACCCUUUAGCAGAGUUUUCUUUAUUUGUGAAGAACGGUCGUGUUGCGUUGUAAUUAUAUGCGAAGCUUGGAGAACGGAAAUAUCGUGGAAACCAUUCUCGUUUCUCGACAUGACUAAGUGUCAAGAUAUUUCUGACAAGAAAGUUCCUGGAACGGGAAAUGCAAUCUUUGAACAGUUAGAAAAUCAUACGGGAGGAGAAUAAAUACAAUUUUGCUAAUAGACGAAGUAUUAUGCGAUUUUUUUUUUGUAAAUAAAAGAGAAAAGAAACAAUGAAAAGCAGGAAUAAAAAUUGUCUCUAAGAAGAAAACGUUACAUUUUACUAUCAAUGGAAGUAUUGUGUAAUUACAACGUGACACGAGCAUUUUUGGUAAAUAAUGGAAACACGGAUGAAAAGUAAAAAUGCUACGGUCGAAAAUUGCGAGUGAUCGUUAUCGAGCCAUUAUUAUUUGUGAAAAUGGACACAGGUCAAUUUAGAUGACUAUCAGAUGGAACAAUUGUUAGGAAAAUGGUAGGUGCCUAACAGGAAAGGGAAUGCUAUUCGGUGACGUGAAUCAGUACAUUGUUUGUCGUUAUACCGUAACGAUUAAUCCCGUGGGACAUUGGGACGUAUUAAAUAAGCACGUAACACGAUGUUGUAAAACCGAAUCUAUUAAGUUGACUCGUGAUUUCGUCCGAUGGGAAUUAUACAAAGUUAUUGAAUGAACAGUGCAGUUUCAUUCUUAGCGGCAACAAUUAAGUCCGAUUAACGUCACUUGACCUAACGUUGCAAAGUGCAACUCCGACUUUGUUUGCCUCGUGCAGUUCGCGCAUGAUUUUGCAGAAAAAGUAAAGAAGCUUCCGCAACGACCAACUGUGUGUUAUUAACCGCGUCUCGCGAACUAUGGCUUUGCUUACUUGGAAGUCUUGGAACAUUGUCUUAUCAAUCUCUACGGUGACUGCCAAUGCGACCAUUGGAAAUAAAGUCACUUACAACGAGCUGAUUGAUAAAACGAUGACAAUCGUUCGAUCAUGUACGAUGUUCCAUGCAGACGACGCUCUUCUAUUAGCUGGGGAGUACCAUGAAUUCUUUCAACGAUCUCUACUCAACGAUCUACCGGUUGCACUAAUCUCCGAAUCGAAAUCAACGGCGUUCGAGAUGUUCACUCUGGGCAAAUAUUCGUACACGAUAUACACACAGUUCUCUGUGAUAUAUUUGCUUUGGAAAUUGAACCAAUUCAUCGUGGUUGCAUCCUCGCAGCCAAUGCUUCAAUUGCUUCUGCAAAGGACAAAGGACUCUGGUUGGUCGAACUUUCAGGGUUUCCAUAUUCUGAUAGACAGGAAAACCGAGCAACGCGGCUGUGUGAACGCUUACAAUUUCCUGUGGACAGCUUGGGAAUACGACAGACUUUCCACCAUAUUUCUAUGCAUCGAUCCGAUCGAAGGAAUCGUCCUUUAUACUUUUAAUCCUUAUUCGAGCAUCGCGCCUGAAGUUUGGAGGAACGUUGGACAUUUCCAUGGGCGCAGUGAACAUCCUUGGAUAUUAUUGAAAAAGAAGUAUAAUGAUUGGAGAACAUGCGAGGACUUGAUGUUCGACAAAACGAAAGAUCUAACCGGGUACGAGGUCCGAACGAACGCCAUAUCCUUCGAGCCGCAUCUUCAAAUAGACCCAACUAAACGAGGCUUGGAACAGUUCUCCGGUGACAAUAGCGAAAUCCUGAAAAUAGUGUUCAAGAAGUUGAACGCGAGCCUUCGCGUGCGUGUGUACACUGGAUCUCCGUAUACUUUAGGAGGAAUUGGCAGUCACGGAACCAUGGUGGGAAUGAUGGCUGACUUGGCUACUGGUGAGGUGGAUAUAGGAAUGAACGCGAGGAGCCUGUAUAAUACAUGGAAGGUCGAACACACGUAUCCUCACGGAGACGACGGUCUUUGCGUGUUCACGCAACGAGCAGGAGAAAUAUCAGAGUUUACCAAGAUCAUGUCCUUCCUAUCGCCAGUUAUACACGCGGCCAAUGCUGUCGUGUUCGUGAUCGCCCUUCUGGUUCUUACGAAAUACCAGGGGUUCGUAAAAGCUAGCGUGAAUAUAAUACGUUUGAUGACUUUUGGCGCCGUACAUAGAUUACCGGGAACCAAUUCCACCAGGAUCUUCUUCAGUAGUACGUUCAUAUUGUACUUGAUAAUGAACGCGCUGCACCAGAGUCAUUGGGCUUCGUUUCUUACUAUUCCUGUUUCUCUACCAAAUAUUAGAACAUCGGAGGAUCUUAAGAAGUCUGGCUGCCAAAUCUACGGAUCGAUGUUUCACGGUCAAGAGCUUCAGGAUCCCGAACUACAAUCGCGUUUCCACAAGGACACCUACUAUGCUUGCAAGGAGCACGUGCUUCGAUCGCGAUGCGCCGCCUGCUUAGGUGACUGUCUUCAUCAUUACAUGAGGAUCCACAAUGAAAUGCGCCUUUAUCGAUCUAGGAAAAUACAGCAAAACUCGCUAGUGUUCAAGACCAGAGAGGAUUGGCCACUGCUUGCUUCUGUAACGCAAAUGAUUCGAAGAACGGUCGAAGGUGGAAUUAUAGAAAAAUGGAAGGAGGAGAGUACAAGAAAAACGCGCUGGGCGUGGAAGAAAAGGCAACUGGACAAAAAUAAAAGCUUCAAGACUUUGAAGAUACGUCAUGUCUUGUUCAGCUUCUAUAUACUGGCGGGUGGAUACGUUUUAGGGACUGUGGCUUUUCUUGUGGAGAUCUUUAUGGGAAGGCGACGAAUUGACAAAUCCUCAAGAAAUCGGAAGCAUUGAACGAAAAGUAGAUUUUCGAUGUUAAAAUUGUUGGACGCAGUGGUUUUGAGACGAUUUUGUAUCCGGAGAACGUGAUAUCACAGGAGGUGGCACAGUUUCGACGAUUCUUGGGAAUGACGUCAUAUUUCAGAAAUUUUUCGAAACCAGAAUUUUUUAGAUUUGGUUCAAAAUUUUGGGCCGAUUUUUCGAAGUGGCACAAUUCUGGCAAUUCUUGGAAAUGACGUCACUUUUCAGGAACAAUCGAGGCGAUUCCUGGAAAUGACGAUAUUUUCCAGGAAUUUCUCGGAGCCGAAAUCGUGAAAAUUUGGUCCGAUUUUGCAAUUUUGUAUCGGGAGAACAUGAUCUCACAGAGAGUGGUACAAUUUCAUCGAUUCUUAGAAAUAACGUCACAUAUUUCUCAUUUUUAUAUUUUUGUUUUUUGGUGAGUUUUUGUGAGAUUUGAUAGUAAAGCGGAUAAGUAACGAGACUGUGAAAUGUUGUUAAACUACUCUGAUCUAUCAAAACUCUUUCUAAAUACAUUUUGUAUAAUUUUAUUUACAGUAAAUAAUCUCAUUUUUCAUUGUAUACUCAUUUCCAAGAAGAUCGUCGUUGCUAACCAGCUGUUGGCUGCUGUUGGUUGCUUCUCAUUGCUUGCAGUGCCCUGACAUGUUCUAUCACAUAAAUGGCGAAUUAUCUUUAUUGGUAUAAGUUAUUACUAAAUAUGUAAACGAUAACUUAUAUACAUACUAAUUUUAUAAUUGUAUCAUGUAAUAGCAUUGCUUAAUAAAAGAAUUAUUUAUUAAUUUCACUAUUACACAUGCGAUUGUAAAUUCCUUUCACAACAAAAGAGAAGAUUGAUAUUAUUUGAAUAUUUACUGUACUACUAAUAUUGAUAUUAUUAAUUAUUGCAAUACCUACAAAACUCUCUUUCGCGAAUAACCAGUAAAUAAUUUAACAAAUUGGAAAGGACACAAAGGAAUUUCUUCGCAAGAGAACAAGAUCUUUCGAACGACUAAGAAAUAUGGGUAACUUUUCGUCAAUUUAU
Molecule: messenger RNA, 3855 nt
Organism: Bombus huntii
Lineage: Eukaryota; Metazoa; Arthropoda; Insecta; Hymenoptera; Apidae
Exons: 5
Coding region: 951-2831 (626 amino acids)
Source: RefSeq, a predicted model, not a curated record